Messenger RNA from Haemonchus placei, 561 nucleotides. The record is from the annotation of a GenBank genome assembly. NCBI's taxonomy places the organism in Eukaryota, Metazoa, Nematoda, Chromadorea, Rhabditida, Trichostrongylidae.
AUGGAGGACUACAAGGAGUACAUCAAAGAGAGAACUUUGAUGCUGAACUAUUUGGAAAAGUUAAUCAACUCAGCAACACAGUUCCACAACACAUGUGUCAAAGAAGCUAUAGAGAAUAUCACUGGAAGAGUAGAGCAAAAAGGGCACGAAAAGCUCAUGGUAGACUUGAACAAGCACCUGGGACUUCAAUCGAACAUGCUGGAAGUCGCUGUCAUACAGUGGUUGAAUAUGAUCGAGUUCAGAAAAGGCGAGUUAAUGCAACAAAGCGCACUGAUAGCUUCGUCUCAAGAAAGCAACAUUUAUACUGUAAGUAACACCAGCUAUCAAGAAAGGUUCUCUGGUGCAACAACUCCACAAGAACGGAACAUUCGGGUACGACGCCCACUACUUGAAGUCCCUACCUUCUCAGGAAAUUAUAGGGAUUUCAGCACUUUUUGGUCAGUAUUCGAGUCGCUCAUUCACAGCGAUGACGAUUUGAGCGACCGAGAAAAAUUCCUUCGCCUCAAACAGGCACUGAAAGGAAAAGCUGCUUCGUCAAUUAUUAUAGCAGCAUUCCGGUAA